This is a messenger RNA of Charadrius vociferus (killdeer), 660 nucleotides long. RefSeq names its product fibronectin type III domain containing 4 (gene FNDC4). The transcript has 7 exons. The coding region runs from base 1 to 660 and encodes 219 amino acids. NCBI's taxonomy places the organism in Eukaryota, Metazoa, Chordata, Aves, Charadriiformes, Charadriidae. The record is from RefSeq and is a predicted model, not a curated record. Gene Ontology annotation, molecular function: protein binding.
AUGGUGAUGGUGCAGACCACGGUGCUGGAGCUGAACGAAGUAAACUUUCCAACAGAUGAACAUCUGGGCAUCGGUGAAGACAGGCCACCAUCCCCCGUCAACGUGACUGUGACGCAGCUGAAGGCAAACUCUGCCACAGUCUCCUGGGACGUCCCAGAAGGCGAUGUGGUCAUCGGCUAUGCCAUCUUACAGCAGCGGCAAGACGGACAGAUGCAGCGGUUCAUCCGGGAGGUGAACACCACCAACCGGGCGUGCGUGCUGUGGGACUUGGCGGAGGAUGCUGAUUACAUCAUCCAGGUGCAGAGCAUCGGCCUGUACGGGGAGAGCCAGGCCAGUAAGCGUGUCCACUUCAGGACACUGAAGGAGACCGACCGCCUCCCUUCCAACAGCUCCAACCAAGGUGACAUCACCAUGGAAGGGCUGGACAAAGACAGGCAGCUGCAGACAGGCGAGAUUAUCAUCAUUGUGGCUGUCCUGCUCAUGUGGGCAGCGGUGAUCGCCCUCUUCUGCAGACAGUAUGACAUCAUCAAGGACAACGACUCCAACAACAACAAGGAAAAGACAAAGCCGUCCUCAGAGCACAGCACGCCAGAGCGACCGAGUGGAGGGCUGCUGCGGAGCAAGAAGAAGUCUCCCUCGGUCAAUAUAAUCGAGGUGUAA